Lathyrus oleraceus (garden pea) is the source of this 1037-nucleotide messenger RNA. RefSeq lists its product as uncharacterized. The coding region runs from base 142 to 714 and encodes 190 amino acids. The transcript has a single exon. NCBI's taxonomy places the organism in Eukaryota, Viridiplantae, Streptophyta, Magnoliopsida, Fabales, Fabaceae. The record is from RefSeq and is a predicted model, not a curated record.
AGAUCCAUUCAUUGCUUCCAAUGUUAUAUCCCAAACUAUUAUAAAUAGGCUUUAUCCAUUCCUUCUUCAAUCACUAUGAUAAUUUUCAUGCUAUAGCAAUAUUUUCUCAUAAACCCUAGUUUACUACAAUCUUUCUUAUUCAUGAUCAUGGCACCACUUGGAGAAUCUUUGUUGUCAAAUUCAUUGUCAAAAAACAAUAACAACUCAUCAAACAAACCAUCAAAACUCUCCAAUUCCGACCACCUUCAAAGAACGGUCUCGGACAUUUCUUUCGAGCUGACGAAAGAAAUUGAUAAUUUAAAACUACCUUCGAUAUCCGAAGUCGAAGAUGCAAAGUGCGAGUGUUGUGGCAUGUCCGAGGAGUGUACACCUGAGUACAUAGACCACGUACGCGACAAAUUCAAAGGUAAAUUUGUGUGCGGACUAUGUUCCGAGGCGGUGAAAGAAGAGUUAGAGAAAAAUGGUGGGAAAAAAUUAGAAGAAGCUUUAAGUACACAUAUGAAUGCAUGUGUUAAGUUUAACAAAUAUGGAAGGGCUUUUCCUGUUUUGUUUCAAGCUCAAGCUAUGAAAGAAAUGCUGAAAAAGAGUAACUUAGAUGGGAAAAUUAGGGCAAAGUCUAUUAGUCCAAGGGACAAGAAAGGAGGAGGAGGACUUACACGUAGUUCAAGCUGUAUUCCAGCACUUACAAGAGAUAUCAAAAAUAUCAAAAUUUAAAUCUAUCUAUCUUAAGAAAAAUCAUAUGAUAUUAAUGUGUGACAAUAUUUUCAUGUUCUUUGAGCACAUGAACUUUACUCGUGAGUUAUGAUCUGAUCUUACUAUAAGAUAGUUUUUUUUUAUAGGCCUUGUUAGAAGUUGCCUUAGGUUUUUUUAGGGUAUUAAUAACCCUUUUACUUCUCUAGGCUGCUUCUUUAAUUUUGGUCUAUGUAGAUUUUUUUAAAAUAACUUUGAGCAAUGUAUUGUAGAUCUUACCAAUUAUAUUUUGGAAUAAAAUUCAACUGUUGUAAUGAUAUAUCAAUUCAAUUUUCGGUUGUUUGUGA